GAUCUGUGCGUGUUUGUGCAUCGCUCCUCAUCUCCAUCGCUCUUUAUGAACCAUGAAGGCUCAACUCAAAAGAUCAUCAUUUACAGAGAAAAAUAGGGACCAUAACAAGGGCUCCAUGUUUCCAGCAAUAAGCAAUGGACCACUUUCAGUUAAGGAGGACAAAAAGCGUGUUGCUGAGACGUAUGCAAAUAAUAAAGAUAAAAGUCUGCAUUUACCAGUGAUUCGUGACCGCCACAGAGACAAGGUAAAGCCUUUAAAGACAGUUGGCUUGGAAGAUCUGUUAAACUUUGAAAGGAACAAUCAUGAGGCAUCUACAGAUUCAUUCAUUAAUCAUGUGCAAGUUAAAGGAGACAAUAUGGACAGCGAGACAGACGGGCGUUGUAGUUCUACCCUGAAAAAUAAUGAAAAAAAGGACGGCCAUAAAGAUUUUCUAGAAACAACUUUAAAGAGAGCGUCAGAUUCUCUGAUGCAGGUGAAACUGGGGCCUUCACAAGAUGAAAAGAGGUUCACAGUCUACAUCUGUGGAGGUUAUAAAGACUCGGUGGUAGAAAGAGGUGCUCUCAUGGACAUCGUGUAUCCCAGGUUGUAUCUGUACUGUAAACAGAGAGGCUAUGACUUCAGAAUGAUUGAUCUCCGCUGUGGAGUGGGAAACCCUAUUUCUGAACACCAUGACACUGCACGACUGCACUUAGACACGCUCAAGAAAUGCCAGGAAACCCAAUGCUCUGGCUUUUUUCUGUUUGUUGGUCAAAAAUAUGAAGUCCGCAGUCUUCCCGCUACUAUUCAAAAGGAAGAAUUUGAAGCGAUUAUGCAGCUUCCUUGAGAAAGACAAAGAGCUCAUCUCCAAGAAAAAAACUGUUAAUUUUAC
Boleophthalmus pectinirostris (great blue-spotted mudskipper) is the source of this 868-nucleotide messenger RNA. RefSeq lists its product as uncharacterized. Lineage: Eukaryota; Metazoa; Chordata; Actinopteri; Gobiiformes; Gobiidae. The transcript is spliced from 7 exons. Bases 53 to 823 code for a protein of 256 amino acids. The record is from RefSeq and is a predicted model, not a curated record.